Egretta garzetta (little egret) is the source of this 3168-nucleotide messenger RNA. RefSeq names its product N-ethylmaleimide sensitive factor, vesicle fusing ATPase (gene NSF). Lineage: Eukaryota; Metazoa; Chordata; Aves; Pelecaniformes; Ardeidae. Gene Ontology annotation, cellular component: Golgi stack. The transcript has 24 exons. Gene Ontology annotation, biological process: SNARE complex disassembly; Golgi to plasma membrane protein transport; intra-Golgi vesicle-mediated transport. Gene Ontology annotation, molecular function: ATP binding; ATP hydrolysis activity. The record is from RefSeq and is a predicted model, not a curated record. Bases 730 to 2955 code for a protein of 741 amino acids.
UCAAGGAAGUUCUUUGGCAGUGACCAGAGUUUUGUUACUGAAUUCCCUUAUUGGCCAUCUUCAGAAGUUUUUUUUUGACCUCCAGGAAUCUGAGAGUUGUGUUGGAGAUCUGUGCACAGAAAAAAUCAAGCAAGGAAUGCAGUCACUACAGUUGAUAGAAAAGCUUUCGACACAGUAUCCUGUUACUCUGCAUUUGAGCCAACUGCUAAUACUGCUGCUUGUUAAAUCAAGGCUGGAUAUAUAGUUCUUCAGGCACUCUCUUGCCCUGCUGCCGCUCUGCUAUGCUCUGUCCUGUGUAUGUCUGUCAGAUACUGAGUUCAGGAAGGUCAAAUGUUUGCAGCAUAAAAAGACUUAACAUGUUUCUCCGGUCUCCUGGGAUGCAAUAAAGCAAUGACCUCCUAUCAAAAAAUCUGGAGUGAGAAAGAGAAAAGUUACUGGUGGUGCAGGCACGAAACAACGUGGGGGAAAGCAUUCCCUGUUUCGUCUCCAGCCCUGGAUGAUUCAGGAGGUGGUGAUGUGAACUCUUCCCUCUCCCAUAUUUUAAGCUGGUAUAAAUGCUUCCAGAAAAGUAAACUGGAGGUCAGAUGGAGCAGAUGGAAAGGCUGGUCCUGAGCUGCUUGUCCUGGGGGACAGUGUGCUUACCCUGCUGGGCACAGUGGGGCUCUCUCUGAGUGACUGUAGAUCUGGAAAAGAAACCUGUCUUGCCAAGCCCACUGUUCCAAAAAGUCUAUGCAAGCAGCGAGAUGUCCCACUGAUGAACUGUCAUUAACCAACUGCGCUGUGGUGAAUGAGAAGGACUUCCAGUCGGGGCAACAUGUUGUUGUGAAGACUUCUCCCAACCACAAAUACAUUUUCACGCUGAGAACCCAUUCUUCAGUUGUUCCUGGCAGCAUUGCGUUCAGCUUGCCCCAGAGAAAAUGGGCCGGACUUUCCAUUGGACAAGAGAUAGAUGUUUCCUUGUACACUUUCGACAAGGCUAAGCAGUGUAUUGGCACAAUGACAAUUGAGAUAGAUUUUCUGCAGAAGAAGAACAUUGACUCCAACCCCUAUGACACAGACAAGAUGGCUGCUGAAUUCAUCCAGCAGUUCAACAGCCAAGCCUUCUCCAUAGGCCAGCAGCUUGUGUUCAGCUUUAAUGACAAACUUUUUGGCCUGUUGGUAAAAGACAUGGAAGCUAUGGACCCCAGCAUUCUCAAAGGAGAGUCUGGAGCAAGCAAAAAGCAGAAGAUUGAGGUUGGUUUGGUUCUUGGAAACAGUCAAGUUGCCUUUGAGAAAGCUGAGAACUCCUCUCUCAAUCUGAUUGACACUGAAAGAACCCUUGAGAAAAUGGGCAUUGGGGGCCUUGACAAAGAAUUCUCAGAUAUUUUCCGACGAGCUUUUGCUUCUCGAGUUUUUCCACCUGAAAUUGUGGAGCAAAUGGGCUGCAAGCAUGUGAAAGGCAUUCUCCUGUAUGGACCUCCAGGCUGUGGUAAAACACUUAUGGCGAGACAGAUUGGCAAGAUGCUGAAUGCCAGAGAACCAAAGGUGGUCAAUGGUCCAGAAAUCCUCAAUAAAUAUGUGGGUGAAUCAGAGGCCAACAUCCGCAAGCUGUUUGCUGAUGCAGAAGAAGAACAAAGAAGGCUUGGAGCAAACAGCGGUGUGCAUAUCAUCAUUUUCGAUGAGAUUGAUGCAAUCUGCAAGCAGAGAGGAAGCAUGGCGGGUAGCACUGGAGUCCAUGAUACAGUUGUAAACCAGUUGCUGUCUAAAAUUGAUGGCGUAGAGCAGCUCAACAACAUCCUAGUGAUUGGAAUGACCAACAGACCUGACCUGAUUGAUGAGGCUCUGCUGAGACCAGGGAGGCUGGAGGUGAAAAUGGAGAUUGGCUUGCCGGAUGAAAAGGGUCGAUUUCAGAUUCUUCAUAUCCACACGGUACGGAUGCGGGAACACCAGCUGCUGGCUGAAGAUGUGGACAUUGCAGAACUGGCGGUUGAGACUAAAAACUUCAGUGGUGCUGAGUUAGAAGGUUUAGUUCGAGCUGCUCAGUCUACUGCUAUGAACAGACACAUUAAGGCCAGCAACAAAGUAGAAGUGGAUAUGGAGAAGGCAGAGAGCUUGCGUGUGACACGAGGAGACUUCUUUGCAUCUUUGGAGAAUGAUAUAAAGCCAGCAUUUGGAACCAACCAGGAAGACUAUGCAAGCUACAUCAUGAAUGGUAUUAUUAAGUGGGGUGAUCCAGUAACAAGGGUAUUGGAUGAUGGGGAGCUGCUUGUUCAACAAACUAAGAACAGUGACCGCACUCCUUUGGUUAGCGUUCUUCUAGAAGGUCCCCCCCACAGUGGGAAGACUGCUUUAGCAGCAAAAAUAGCAGAAGAAUCCAACUUUCCCUUUAUCAAGAUCUGUUCUCCUGAUAAGAUGAUCGGAUUUUCUGAAACGGCCAAGUGCCAAGCUAUGAAGAAGAUCUUUGAUGAUGCGUACAAGUCCCAACUCAGCUGUGUUGUCGUGGACGACAUUGAGAGACUUCUAGAUUAUGUCCCAAUUGGACCACGGUUCUCUAAUCUGGUGUUGCAAGCCCUUCUUGUGCUGCUAAAGAAGGCCCCCCCUCAGGGUCGCAAGCUUCUAAUCAUUGGAACCACCAGUCGCAAAGAUGUCCUGCAGGAAAUGGAAAUGCUGAAUGCUUUCAGCACUACAAUUCAUGUGCCCAACAUUGCAACAGGGGAGCAGCUGAUGGAGGCUUUGGAGCUCCUGGGCAGCUUCAAAGACAAGGAACGCAGCACUAUUGCACAGAAUGUCAAACAGAAGGCUGUCUGGAUUGGUAUCAAGAAGCUGCUGAUGCUGAUAGAAAUGUCGUUACAAAUGGAUCCUGAGUAUCGGGUGAAAAAAUUCUUGGCUCUUCUGAGAGAAGAAGGAACAACUGUGUAUCAGAUCAGUUCUCCUUACAGCUGUAUGCCAGUUGUUUCGGGACGGGGGAGGUCCUGAAGACUUCUUGAGAACCUGCAUGCCUGAAUUCUCUGCUUUUUCUUAAUUUACCUGUGACUUUAAAUUUUAAAUGAGAUAUUGGACCACAGUUUAGCUUUCUUUACCUAAAGUAAAUCAGAAGAGAUUCUGCUAGAGUUAAAAUCCAGCUGUUUAUCUAAAAUCUGGAACUUUGAUUUCUUGUAUUUCUCCUGUCUGAGAGAAAGAUGCCCUACU